UCCGACCCCUUCGUGACGAUUAACCUUCUUCCUCAGGAGGCAUUUGUAAAACUCCAAAAAAUGAAAACCAGAACGGAAAGGUCUACUCUCCACCCCCUUUAUGACGAGACUUUCACAGUGAAGUUGACCAAGGAGCAAAGGCAGAUGAAGGAUGGCAUGGUGCUGUUCAUGACCAUGGACGAAGAUUUGCGUGGUUUGAUUUCGGAGUUCAUGGGAGAAGCCUAUUUGGCCUUCAGUGAAAUCCCAGAUGCGGAAGGUGCAGCUGAGGUGAAGCAAACACAUCUCAAACUUAGCACCCCUUCAGACGAAAGCCUAGACUGUGACGCCAUGAGGGUCUUAAAUCAUAGACUACCUCGAGAUUUCAUCAAAAUACAAAGGACAAAACACGACCACGGAAGGGUCUUUUAAAGAAUACAAUACAAUCAUCAUUAUGUAAAGGCUUGAGUAAUGUAUGACGAGUAAUUUAUUGUAAUUUUACUAUUUUUAUAGAUAUUUAUGUAUAUAUUGACUGUGAACUUUAGUUCAUCUAAUUCUAAAAUGAUUAAAACAU
Macrosteles quadrilineatus (aster leafhopper) is the source of this 550-nucleotide messenger RNA. RefSeq names its product protein unc-13 homolog D-like. Bases 61 to 408 code for a protein of 115 amino acids. The record is from RefSeq and is a predicted model, not a curated record. The transcript has 3 exons. NCBI's taxonomy places the organism in Eukaryota, Metazoa, Arthropoda, Insecta, Hemiptera, Cicadellidae.